Paramecium sonneborni is the source of this 614-nucleotide messenger RNA. The record is from the annotation of a GenBank genome assembly. Lineage: Eukaryota; Ciliophora; Oligohymenophorea; Peniculida; Parameciidae.
AAGAAGGAAAUUAGUAAAAGAUUGGAAAGUGGGUAGAAUUAUAUAAAUAGUUUAAUCAUUUUCAUUAAAUCACUUAUAAUGGUGAAUAUAAUAUGAAUCAGAUGAAGGUAGGUAGAUGGGAUGUUUUAAAUUUGGAAUUUUAAAACUAAACUAUGUAAUAGAAUCUUCAUAAAUAUUGUAGUGGUUGUAUGAAUUUUGAUGGAGAUGGAAAUGAGAUUUAUCGAACUUCAAAGAAAGAUGCCAUUAUUUAUGUUGGAUCUUUUAAAAAAUUGAUGAAGGUAGGUAGAUGGGAUAUUAUGUAUCGUAAAUAUAGAGAAGCUAAAAGAAUGUAUAUAUUAUAGAAUUUAUGAGAAAAUUUAAAUCUACAAAUAUAUAUGUAGUGGUGGUGGAUUAUAUGAUGAAGAAGGAAAUUAGUAUAAGAUUGGAAAGUGGGUAGAAUUAGAUGAAAAUUUUAAUCAUAAAAAUUAAGUCACUUAUAAUGGUGAAUAUAAUAUGAAUAAUUAAAAGGUAGGUAGAUGGGAUGUUUUAAAUUUGAAAUUUUAAAACGAAAUUAUGUAAUUCAAUUUUAUAAAUAUUUUAGUGGUUGUAUGAAUUUUGAUCAAGAUGGAAAUGAG